CGCAGGUGAGAGGUCGGCAGCAUGGCGGCGGCCUGAGGGCCCGGGAGGCAGCGGCCGCAGAUGUGGGGGGCGCUGAGGGGAGCGCGGCGCCUGCCGCCCGCCCUCCGCAGGGGUCUGGCCAAGCCGGCGCGCCCGCAGAGCCUCCGCCAGCUGAAGGAGGCCGACGAGGCCGCGCCGGUCUUCCAGUACGUGGGGAAGGCAGCCAAGCGGAAGGACCGCGUCUUCGUGUGGGGCUUCAGCUACUCGGGCGCCCUGGGCAUCCCCAGCUUCGUGAAGCCGGACGCGGGUUGGAAGAAGCCGCGACGUGUCCAACCCGUUCCUUACCGACUGGAAACGGAGGAGAAGAUAUGCUCUGCUGCCUGCGGUUAUGGAUUCACACUGCUGGCCUCUAAUACCACAGACAUCACCAAAGUGUGGGGCAUGGGGCUCAACAAGGACUCCCAGCUUGGAUUCCAGAGAAGCAGAAGAGAUCAAACUAAGAGCUAUGAGUAUGUCCUGGAGCCAUCUCCAAUUCCACUGCCGCUGGAGAAGCCACAGCAGACUCGAGUCUUGCAAGUGUCCUGUGGGAGAGCCCAUUCCCUGGUCCUGACAGACAGAGAAGGAGUUUUCACAAUGGGGAACAAUUCUUAUGGACAGUGUGGCCGGAACAUUGUGGAAGAUGAAAUUUACAGUGGAAGUCAUCUAAUUCAUCAGUUGAAGGAGUUUGACAGCACAGUUGUCCAGGUUGUAUGUGGGCAGGACCACAGUCUGUUCAGAACCAAGAAAGGCACAGUCUAUGCAUGUGGAUGGGGAGCUGAUGGGCAAACAGGCCUAGGACACUACAACAUCACCAGUGUUCCUACUAAGCUACAGGGUGACAUUGCUGGAGUGAACAUCAUCCAGGUCUCUUCCUAUGGGGAUUGUUGUCUGGCUGUCUCAGACCAGGGAGAUGUCUUUGGCUGGGGCAAUUCAGAAUACUUGCAGUUGGCAUGUGUCACAGAAACCACACAGGUGAAUGUUCCCAGACACCUACCAUUCAAGAUUGGGAAAAUAAAGGAGGCUGCUUGUGGAGGGACUGGCAACCUGGUGCUAACAGAAGAAGGAAAUGUUUUUGUCUGGGGAUAUGGAAUUCUUGGGAAAGGACCAAACCUAAUAGAAACAGCAGUGCCAGAGAUGAUCCCACCCAGCCUUUUUGGCCGCUCAGACUUCAGUCCGGACAUCCGCGUUGCUCACGUUCGCUGUGGACUCAGCCACUUUGCUGCACUUACAAACAAAGGAGAACUGUUUGUAUGGGGCAAGAACCUAAGAGGGUGCCUGGGAACUGGAAGGAUGGAAGACCACUAUUUCCCAUGGAGGGUGACUGUCCCUGGUGAGGUGGUGGAUGUUGCGUGUGGAGUUGAUCACAUGGUGAGCAUGGUGAAGUCUUUCACCUAGUUACCAUUGCUGGUGCUUGGUGAUGAGCUUCUUGGAAAGGAAGACUCCUGUGAAGCCAAGCAAGAAGUGACUGAGCAGAAAUGGCCAUAGCAGUGCCUCAGGGUGAUCCAGCCUGGCUACAGUGUGUUCCCUGAGGAGAGUGGAAAUGCAGAGAGUGCUCUGGUUGGUUCAUGAUGAGCUCCCAGAGAGUCUGGCCCAGCCUAAAGCUAAUGAGUCUACCUGAAGAUGAAGAGUUUCUCCCUCAGAGAAGAUGUGCUACAGAUCUCAUCUUAUGCCAAGGUCACUUAGGAAUGCUUUCCCUGUCACCAGCUCUGAGGUGUCAGUGUUGGGCUGAGCCAAACUAUUCCUCAAGGGAAAGGUCUUUUAUUCUUUAGAGAAUUGUUUUUAAUAUGGAAGAAGUGAUGCUGUCUGGUGUCCAGCACAGCUGUCCUCAGUGUCCACCACCAGCUGCACUCUGCCCGGGCUGCUGUGGAGCAGAAGCACAGCCAGUGGCCUGGGUACUGCAGUGUGCUCUUAGCCCAGGCUGUGUCUGGCUUCUGUGUGGGCUCUUAAGGACUGAACACCCAAGGAACAUGUUCCUUAAACUGGAAGAGUGAGAAUAUGUUUGCAGGGAGAGAGUGCUAUUAGGUUAGCCAGUGUGGAAAG
This is a messenger RNA of Pogoniulus pusillus (Red-fronted tinkerbird), 2058 nucleotides long. RefSeq names its product RCC1 like (gene RCC1L). Gene Ontology annotation, biological process: positive regulation of mitochondrial translation. The record is from RefSeq and is a predicted model, not a curated record. Gene Ontology annotation, cellular component: mitochondrial inner membrane. The transcript has 11 exons. Gene Ontology annotation, molecular function: guanyl-nucleotide exchange factor activity; rRNA binding. Lineage: Eukaryota; Metazoa; Chordata; Aves; Piciformes; Lybiidae. Bases 61 to 1413 code for a protein of 450 amino acids.